AUGCACGGAACAGCCCGCGCUCCGGCCACCAGCGUGAGCGCCGACUGCUGCAUCCCGGCCGGCCUGCGCCUGGGGCCCGUGCCUGGAACCUUCAAGCUGGGCAAGUACCUGUCAGACCGCAGGGAACCCGGGCCCAAGAAAAAGGUGCGCAUGGUGAGAGGGGAGCUGGUGGACGAGUCGGGGGGCUCCCCUCUGGAAUGGAUAGGGUUAAUCCGGGCAGCCAGGAACCCCCAGGAACAGACUCUCGAAGCUAUUGCAGACUUACCCGGAGGACAGAUCUUCUAUCGAGCUCUUCGAGACGUCCAGCCAGGGGAGGAGCUGACCGUGUGGUAUUCCAACUCCUUGGCUCAGUGGUUCGACAUCCCCACAAUUGCAACUCCGACGCACGACGAGAAAGGGGAGGAGCGCUACAUUUGCUGGUACUGCUGGAGGACGUUUAGAUACCCCAACAGCCUUAAGGCCCACCUACGUUUCCACUGCGUGCUCAGCAGCGGCGGGGGCCGAACCUACCUGCACCACGAGCACGCUGCUCGCCAAAGCGUUGCCCCGGCCGCGGAUGGCCUUCCCUUCUCUCCGAAACCCCCAGCGCCCGACUUUGCCGCGGCCGCCCCGGCUGGCACUCUGAGGCCCCACUCGCAGGCCCCGCCGCCUCUCCAGGCCUGCGGAGCGCGGGAGAGUAUCAAGCGCGAGGCCUCCUCUGCGCCCUCGGCCACGUCGCCACCCGCGGCCAAGUGGGGGCAGUCCAAGAAGAGCAAGGAACAGCCGGACCGCGCCCUAGACAUGAGCGGGGCCUCCCGGGGACACGGCCACUUCCUCGGCAUCGUAGGCGGCUCCCCAGCUGGGGGCGGUGGCCUGGCUUUCUACCCCGGAGUGCGCUCGGCUUUCAAGCCUGCGGGCUUGGCCAGGGCGGCCGCGGCCGCGCAUGGCGACCCCUACCGGGAGGAGGGCGGCGGCAAGCCUGGGUCCGGCUUGGCCUUAGGCAGGUUGCUGGGCGGGGGCCGGGCGGGCGGACGCCCGGUAAGCGGGGAGAACCCCGCGGCGGGCGGCGCCGGCCACCACCAUCACCACCAUGCGCACCACCACCAUCACCAUUCCAAGUGCCUGCUCUCGGGGGACCCGCCGCCGCCGCCGCCUGGCCUACCCUGCUCGGGGGGCCUGCGCAGCUUCCCUCUGCUCCCCGGGGCCCCGGAAGAGGCGUCAGCCUUCAAGCAUGUGGAACGCGCCCAGCCAGCGGCGCCUGCGCUGCCGGGAGCGCGUUUCGCCCAGUUGCCCUCUGCGACCGGGCUGCCCGUCGAGCGCUGCGCGCUGCCGGCCCUCGACGCGGGCGGGCUCAAAGCCUACCCGGGUGGCGAGUGCAGCCACCUACCUGCCGUCAUGCCGGCUUUUACCGUCUACAACGGGGAGCUACUCUACGGCUCACCGGCCGCCGCCGCUUAUUACCCACUCAAACUGCACUUCGGCGGGCUGCUCAAGUAUCCGGAGUCCAUCUCCUACUUCAGCGGGCCUGCGGCGGCGGCAGCAGCAGCGGCAGCUGCCGCUCUAAGCCCUGCGGAGCUCGGCUCCCUGGCUAGCAUCGACCGAGAGAUCGCUAUGCACACGCAGCAGCUGUCCGAGAUGGCAGCCGGGAAAAGCCGAGGCCGCCUGGACGCGGGGACGCUGCCACCCGCCGUCGUGGCGGCGGGAGGCGCUGGGGGUGGCGGCAGCGUAGGUGGCGGCGCCGGCAAGUCAAAGACCGGCCACCUGUGUCUCUACUGCGGCAAGUUGUACUCGCGCAAGUACGGGCUCAAGAUUCACAUGCGGACGCACACCGGCUACAAGCCGCUCAAGUGCAAAGUGUGCCUGCGGCCCUUCGGCGACCCCAGCAAUCUGAACAAGCACAUCCGGCUGCACGCCGAGGGCAACACGCCCUACCGCUGCGAGUUCUGCGGCAAGGUGCUGGUGCGCCGCCGGGACCUGGAGCGCCACGUCAAGUCCCGCCACCCCGGCCAAAACCUGCUAGCCAAGGCGGGCGAUGGCCCCGGCGCGGAGCCUGACUACCCGCCGGAGCCUGGGGAGCCCAAGAGCGACAACGACAGCGAUGUGGACGUCUGCUUCACGGACGACCAGAGCGACCCUGAGGCUGGAGGCGGCGGCGAGCGCGACCCAUAA
Messenger RNA from Puma concolor (puma), 2148 nucleotides. It is a transcript of the gene PRDM13, whose product is annotated as PR/SET domain 13. Lineage: Eukaryota; Metazoa; Chordata; Mammalia; Carnivora; Felidae. The record is from RefSeq and is a predicted model, not a curated record. Gene Ontology annotation, molecular function: protein binding. Gene Ontology annotation, cellular component: nucleus. Gene Ontology annotation, biological process: regulation of gene expression.